Aspergillus nidulans FGSC A4 is the source of this 1358-nucleotide messenger RNA. RefSeq lists its product as uncharacterized. NCBI's taxonomy places the organism in Eukaryota, Fungi, Ascomycota, Eurotiomycetes, Eurotiales, Aspergillaceae. The coding region runs from base 115 to 1197 and encodes 360 amino acids. The transcript has 2 exons. The record is from RefSeq and is a predicted model, not a curated record.
CUUUAACUCAGGCGGCUUGACUUGAGUGCACUGGUCCCCUGAAUUGUUUCCUAUUCUAGAAAAGUCUCGUUCUUUUUUCUUUACUUCUUCACGCCCACCUCCUUAACUCUGGCCAUGGCUCAGUCACUACCGACCCCGUUUACUCCAGACUGCGACUUCACUUCGCUUGAUACCCCGCGAGGGGGAAGUGGCAGCCUGUCUAUCACAGCUUUAGCCCGCUUCGAAUUCGAGGCAGGCAAAGGUAAUGAUGGGACGAAGAUUUUGAUGGUCGAGUGGGAAGACGAUGACUGGAGUCGGUCUUCAUGUCCACCCGGUGGUUCCUGGAAUGUGGAAUGGGAAGGGAAGAAGGCGGUUCUUCCAGCCGACGAAAAGACCAGCAGCAAUACUCGGCGAUUGUACUUUUUGAUACCGCCGCACGCCACUAUCCCGCCUGUGAUAACUCUUACCUACAAUCCACCGGCGUCCGCCGAUUCCUCUCAGGAGCCGAAACCGAUACAACUCAACCCGCUCCCUGCUAUCUUUCCGCCAGAACUCGGGGCGGACGGUCGAUCUGCUGGCAAGAAAGGGGUCUUGCACACAAUCUGGGCGAAAAAACGGGUGCAGGUGCUGGAGAAAGAAAUCCGCGAGGAAUCGCUGAACAACGUUGAAGGGAUUGCCUUCCACAUGGCGCUACAAGAGAAGGAGUGGAUCGAGGCCAAUUUUGGACUGGGACCGGAUUCGCAAAAGAACUCUAUCCAGAGUCAAGACCCGAAUUACCCGAUGGGACCUGCCACGCCUGUGUCGCCAAGUGUUGGCGGUAAACUUGGAGAGAAACUGCGAGGGCUCAAGCUGCAGACAAGCCAGCGGGAACUCUCUGCAGCAGAAGGAUCCCAUCUGCUUUCUCCUCAGUCCCCUGACGUUGCUGUCUCCUCGUUUAAUUCAUUCCACAGCAUUCAGCCAUCUACGACACGGUCCAAUCCAACCUCAAAUCCCCCUUCAGGAUCUGUGAAGACGGUAGCUCACUACCCCCCGGAGUCGCUCCAGGCGCAGCAGAAUGUGGGAUUUGGCGGUGGCUUUGCAUCUAUGGGCGCCAUUGCGCCCAGCGUCAGCUCCGGCUCUGAUUCUGGCGAAGAUCUUUUCGCAAAAGCAUUGAGCCCAAGGUCCCCGGACCUCCCACGGAGUCCAUUCUCGUUCAGCCCCGAAACCCUGCAUAUGUGAUCACGAACCCGUUACGUUUCUUAUGUCCCAGCAUCGUACUUUUUGCUUCAGCUCGUUAUAUAACCGUGCUAACCAGGCACCGCAUGAUUCCCCCAACCGCAUUCUGGCAUGAAACCAAUAAAAUCUCAUGGAGUCGAAGUCUCAUGUACAUAGAACAAUGA